Molecule: messenger RNA, 2833 nt
Organism: Sphaeramia orbicularis (orbiculate cardinalfish)
Lineage: Eukaryota; Metazoa; Chordata; Actinopteri; Kurtiformes; Apogonidae
Gene: flot1b
Product: flotillin 1b
Exons: 13
Coding region: 156-1439 (427 amino acids)
Biological process (GO): positive regulation of endocytosis; protein localization to plasma membrane; positive regulation of cell junction assembly
Cellular component (GO): cytoplasmic vesicle; flotillin complex; plasma membrane
Molecular function (GO): protease binding
Source: RefSeq, a predicted model, not a curated record
GAGAGCUUCUCUGCACAGACAUUUUUGUCAUUCCAGUUGACGGGAAACGGCUUAGCAACUGAUUGACCGUAGGAGCAGGAAACCAAUUCAGGUUUACUUCAAAAAGGACUGUUUUUUUAAACUUGACCGAAUAUUGCCUCACAUCAGGAAACAAGAUGUUUUACACUUGUGGACCCAAUGAAGCCAUGGUGGUGUCUGGGUUUGGGCGUUCUCCCCCUUUAAUGAUUGCUGGAGGAAGAGUGUUUGUCUUCCCCUGUAUUCAACAGAUCCAGAGAAUCACUCUUAACACCCUGACUCUCAAUGUGAAGAGUGACAAAGUCUACACCCGCCAUGGAGUCCCUAUAUCUGUCACUGGCAUUGCACAGGUGAAAAUCCAGGGACAAAACAAGGAGAUGCUGGCCACUGCCUGUCAGAUGUUCAUGGGCAAGUCUGAGGGUGAGGUCGCCCAGAUUGCACUUGAAACACUGGAAGGCCACCAGAGAGCCAUCAUUGCACAUUUAACUGUUGAGGAGAUUUAUCAGGACCGUAAGAAGUUCUCUGAGCAGGUCUUCAAGGUGGCCUCCUCUGACCUGGUCAACAUGGGGAUUGGUGUUGUCAGCUACACACUCAAAGAUGUCCAUGAUGAUCAGGACUACCUUCACUCCCUGGGUAAAGCCAGGACAGCCCAGGUUCAGAAGGAUGCCCGGAUUGGAGAGGCCCAGUACAAACGGGAUGCUGUCAUUAGGGAGGCCCAUGCCAUGCAGGAGAAGGUAUCUGCUCAGUAUAAAAAUGAGAUUGAAAUGGCAAAAGCCCAGAGAGACUACGAGCUGAAAAAGGCAGCCUAUGAUGUUGAGGUCAACACCAAGAAGGCAGAGUCUGAAAUGGCUUAUCAGCUGCAGGUGGCCAAGACCAAGCAGCGGAUUGAGGAGGAGAAGAUGCAAGUUCAGGUGGUGGAGCGGACACAGCAGAUUACACUGCAGGAGCAGGAGAUCAUCCGCAAGGAGAAGGAGCUGGAAGCUAAAAUUAAGAAGCCUGCAGAAGCAGAAAAGUACAAACUGGAGCGUUUGGCUGAAGCUCAGCGCCUGCAGCUCAUCAUGGAGGCUGAGGCUGAGGCUGAGUCCAUCAGAAUGAAAGGUGAGGCAGAGGCAUUCGCCACAGAGGCAAAGGGUCGUGCUGAGGCGGAGCAGAUGGCCAAGAAGGCUGAGGCCUUCAAGCAGUACAAAGAUGGUGCCAUGGUGGACAUGCUGCUGGAGAAACUGCCACUGAUGGCAGAGGAGAUCAGCAAACCACUGUCCGAGGCCAACAAGGUCACCAUGGUGUCCAGCGGAGGCUCAGAGGUGGGAGCGGCCAAACUUGCUGGAGAGGUGCUUGAUAUCAUGGCCAGGCUGCCUGCUACUGUGGAGAAACUGACUGGAGUCGACAUUGCCCUUGCUGCAGGAAAGACUACCCAAGUGCAUUAAGAAGAGUAAUCAGACUCAGGCCAGGAGCUCCAUACCUCCCCCUUGUGCCUAUAAUUACUAUAUCAACUCUUUAACACUGUAGACCUGACUGAUCGUCUGUGUAUGCAUGUUUUUUACAGUGUGUCUCCCUUAUUGGACCCUCCUCCAUUCAGCCAUCCAAUGUUUCUUCCCCUCUUUUGUGAUUUCUUUUCAGCUGCCUCAUGAGCACUGUUGUGGUUGUUGCUCCAUGUGGCUACAGAAACAGCUGCCUGGGAUCAGAUCAUUAGUACCCCACCCCCCAAAGGGGAGGCAAGGGGUAUUGUUUUUGGUUCGGUUGGUUUGUUUGUUAACACUUUAGCAGCAAAACAACUGGUUCAGUUCAUACCAAAUAGGGUUUAUAGAUUGCCAGUGACCCAGAAUAGAUGUCAUUACAUUUUGGGAAAGGUAGGUCAAAGUUCACAUUUUUAUGAUUUUUUAAAAUCUUCCCAUUUACUUAUAAUGGGCUAAAUACGUGCCAGGCACUAUUUGUUUAAUCUGCUUUUUUUACACUGAGGAAACAAAAGCUGCAUGCCAGUUUAGCUAGUGAUAAUCUAAGUAGAAACUAUUGUUUUAGUCAUUUUACACUUGACCAUCAGUAUGUUUUUUUUUUUUGUUUUUUUUUUUACUUUUUUUUUUCUACAAUCAGCCUAAUUUUCACUCCAUACUGUCUAGUAUGUGAGUGUCUGUAUUGAUCUACCACUACUUAACGUAUAAGUCUAUUUUUUGUUGUGGUCCAUUAGUUCAUUAUAGAUAGACAACAAUGGGGGAGGUGCUAGUUUAUUCCACUUAUUGUAGAAAAGUUCAUGUUACUGGGCCCAAAUUCAUAUCAGUUACGCUGUGAGUUUGUCUUUAUGAUUGAAAAUGAAGGUAGAGGAAGUGGUUGAUGGGAACAAGCAAAGGGUUUCCUGUUAAAAGCUCUGAAAGUAUAGUGUGGUGAAAAGAACAUAGUUGGCCUUUGUAUAACAGUAAAGAAGAAACAUUACUAACCAGCCUGCUGCUUUAAUGUGCUUUCUGCUUGUACUGUCACACAGGUGGUUGUAGGAUUUUAUUUUCCUUGUACUGAUUUUAAUAUAAUUGUCUCACUUUUAUUUCUAGAUGUGUAAGAACUCAGAUGUUGCUUGUUUGUUUAGAGUACUAACAAUCCAAAGUUUCUGCUGCUAAGCCUUAUGCAUCUUGUGACUUCCAAGUGCCUGGUUAAGAAACUCUUCAACUGUAAGGUUUACUUCUCCAUUCAAGCCUAUUACAAUUCUCUGCCAGGGAAUUUUUCCACAUAUCCAACUGAUGAUAAAGCCAUUGGCCGUCGCUAUUGGUGGCUACAGUUCAAAGCCAAAUGGGUUUCUGCUUCUUCUGGCUGUUGAUGUAACUAAUUUGUACUU